AUGGUGGUGGCUAAGAACCGGACCGAGUUCUACUUUGCGUUUCUCGUUGUUAUGAUAAUGGUGGGAUCGUUACUAGCCAUUGAAGGAAGACCGGUUAAGGAUGGUUCGAGAGCGGUGACCCAAUUAAGAGAUUCGUCUGUGUUUAAUGGAAGUGUAAUGUCUUCGUUUAAACCGGUCAGGUCCUCUGCACAAGAUUUGCCGUGGUUAGCCACGGUGAAACAGUCUGGGCCAAGCCCGGGGGUUGGGCAUCGAGCCAAAGGCUACACGAAGGUUGGACAAGUCAAAGAUUCUGGUCCUACUCCAGGUGUUGGACACUAA
This is a messenger RNA of Arabis nemorensis, 318 nucleotides long. Lineage: Eukaryota; Viridiplantae; Streptophyta; Magnoliopsida; Brassicales; Brassicaceae. The record is from the annotation of a GenBank genome assembly.